Messenger RNA from Calidris pugnax (ruff), 2325 nucleotides. It is a transcript of the gene ALG6, whose product is annotated as ALG6, alpha-1,3-glucosyltransferase. The record is from RefSeq and is a predicted model, not a curated record. The transcript has 15 exons. Gene Ontology annotation, molecular function: dolichyl pyrophosphate Man9GlcNAc2 alpha-1,3-glucosyltransferase activity. Gene Ontology annotation, biological process: protein N-linked glycosylation. Lineage: Eukaryota; Metazoa; Chordata; Aves; Charadriiformes; Scolopacidae. The coding region runs from base 523 to 2046 and encodes 507 amino acids. Gene Ontology annotation, cellular component: endoplasmic reticulum membrane.
AUAGGGCAACAUCAUUACUUUGCUGUUUCGUGAUUUCUGAGUUUGAUGCAGGUGGCCUUUAAUUUGAUAGAUCUAGCAACGUUUCUUAGUGUUACUGUAUCCUUGGUAGAGCCAAGCAGGCUUGGUGGGACAUCAGCCUUCCUGCCUUUUUGGGUAGAGAGAUGGAGAAGAUCUCUUGCUCCUUGAGGUUUUAUUUGGUGUAUCCUGUAGGGAGGAGUUGCUGAUGGACAGUGUGUUUGUGCUUGGAAAGGGAGGUAGAGUUUCAGGCCAUUUUUGGAAUAUCAGGGAGACUGAAGUAAGACUCAGAUCAGGGAUUUUUGACAUUAAUGCCAGAUGUUUGUAUUCCUAGGUCAAUAGUACACAUUUAAUGUUUUUAAUUACGUACUGGGUCAUGACUGCCUUCCUGUGGAAUUAGAACAGAUGAUACAGAGUUUAUGAUGGGCUCUGUGCUUUUAUAAUGGCUGCAGGAGAACGGACCAUACCUGGCCCAGCGUACCUUUUGGCUUGUUACAAAGACCCGCUAUGGAGAAGUGGAGCUUAAUGACAAUUACUGUUUUACUAGCACUUACUGUACGCUGGACUGUAUCGCUCGGUUCUUAUUCAGGUGCAGGAAAACCACCUAUGUAUGGAGACUAUGAAGCUCAGAGACACUGGCAAGAAGUUACUUACAAUUUGCCCAUCAGGCAGUGGUACUUCAAUACAAGUGAUAACAACCUACUGUACUGGGGCCUUGAUUAUCCACCUCUUACUGCCUAUCACAGCUUUCUGUGUGCUUACAUUGCAAAGUUAAUAAAUCCUGAUUGGAUUGCUCUGCACACAUCUCGGGGGUAUGAGAGUCAGCCACAUAAGUUAUUUAUGCGUACAACAGUGUUUGUUGCUGAUUUGCUGGUUUAUAUUCCUGCAGUUAUUUUAUAUUGUUUUUCCUUGAAAGAAACAUCUACUAAAAAGAAGGUUUCCAGUGCUCUCUGCAUCCUGCUUUAUCCAGGCCUCAUUCUUAUUGACCACGGACACUUCCAAUACAACUCAGUGAGCCUGGGCUUUGCCUUGUGGGGCGUUCUCUGUUUGUCUUAUGACUGGGACCUUUUGGGGUCAGUGGCAUUUUGCUUGGCCUUAAAUUAUAAGCAAAUGGAACUCUACCAUUCUCUGCCCUUUUUCUGCUAUUUACUUGGAAAAUGCUUCAAGAAGGGACUGAAAGGAAAGGGAUUAAUAUUGUUAAUUAAAAUAGCAGGGACAGUGGUGGUUUCCUUUGCUGUCUGCUGGCUCCCGUUCUGUACCGACAUGGCACAAAUCAUGCAAGUACUCAGAAGACUCUUUCCCAUUGACCGAGGCUUGUUUGAGGAUAAAGUAGCCAAUAUUUGGUGCAGUCUAAGUGUCCUUAUAAAGAUAAAGAAUAUAGUAUCACCUCAAACUCAACUAAAGCUCAGUUUUGCUGUGACAUUCCUGAGCCUCCUUCCUACUUGUAUAAAACUGACCAUUCAGCCUUCUCUGCGAGGCUUUAAAUUUGCUUUGGUUAGUUGUGCAUUGUCAUUUUUCCUGUUCUCCUUUCAAGUUCAUGAAAAAUCUAUUCUUCUAGUGUCAGUCCCAGUCUGCUUAAUCAUCAAUGAAAUCCCUUUUAUGGCUACGUGGUUUUUACUUGUUUCAACUUUCAGCAUGUUGCCCCUUCUGCUGAAGGACGGGCUGCUGCUGCCCUACGCUGUGACCACGCUGGCCUUCCUCUCCGUCUGCCUGGCUUCCUUCUCCAUAUUUGAGAAGACUUCAGCAGAGGACCUGCAGCUGAAACCCUUCUCCCUUUCCCUCAAGGGCUACGUUUCUUGGUUUAAGUCUUUUCCCAAGAUUGUCAGGAGUCUGUUUCUUCUUUCCAUAACCCUGAUGGGCCUCCUGUCUCUGGCCAGCGCCGCCGUGUCCCCUCCGCAGCGGUUACCCGACCUAUUCCCCGUAUCCGUCUCCCUUGUCUCUUGUUUACACUUUUUAUUAUUUUGGGUGUAUUUUAACAUUGUUAUACUCUGGGACUCAAAGAAUAGUAGAAGUCAGAAGAAAAUCAGUUAAUCAAGGACUAAACUGUGAAAGGAUGGAGUAUUUUGAGUGAGCGGUGUCUGGCGUUGGAGGUAGAGCUGUUUGUGAUGUCAUACAAUUCCUGUAACCUCAUGAAAAUCAGGAAAAUGCAUUAUUUGUAUUUAAACACAAACCAAUCAGACUGUUUCAAAGGAGGAGAAUUUUGAAGAGCUCUUGGAAAUGUGAUUUGGUGUGUUUUCUUCAGAAGUGUAAUACUUUUGUUACCAUUUGUAAACUUAUCUAUACCUAAUAAAGGACCAAAUUUUGAAUUAA